UUGCGGUGUAGUAUAGGGUUUAGCAGACAAGGGAGGGGACUGAGAACUGGGAAGCCGACGCUCCGCUCGGCAAAGCCUGAGGCGGCGACGACGCUUGAUCGCAGCCCGACUCACACCGGUAACGAAUUCCUUGCCCCAAUCUUCGGGAUACGGCGGCGAUUGUUAUCACCCUACUUAUUUACCUGCCUCAGAGCUGCGUGCCUGCGUUCAUUCGAGGCGUGCGCUCCUUCAAUUUUCCCUGACACCGAUGCAUAGAGUUAGAUGAGGAGUUCGAGGGAUGGCUUUCGCUAGUAGAAUUGGAAAUGCGCUCAGGAGAACUUUAGCGCCCACUUGCUCCCCACUGCUUCAGCCAGUAAGAUGCAUGUCCUCUUCCAAGCUCUUUGUUGGAGGACUUUCUUUUGCCACCGACGAAACCACUCUGAAGGAUGCAUUUUCUGAGUUUGGGAAUGUACUUGAAGCUCGGAUCAUCAUUGAUCGGGAAUCAGGGAGGUCAAGGGGUUUUGGUUUUAUAACUUUUACAUCCACUGAAGAAGCCUCAGCUGCAAUGACUUCCAUGGAUGGCAAGGAACUUCAAGGACGAAAUAUAAGGGUGAACCAUGCCAAUGAACGCGCUGGUGGGAUACGCGGGGGUGGUGGAUUCGGAGCUGGUGGUGGUUAUGGUGGUGGAGGUGGAUAUCCUACUGGUGGGUAUGGCGGUGGUGGAUAUAGUUCUGGUGGUGGUGGAGGAUAUAGUUCUGGUGGUGGAGGAGGAUAUAGUUCUGGGGGUUAUGCUGCCAAUGGUUACGGUGUUGGAUCUGGCAGUGGCUAUGGUGGCACCUACAGCAAUGCAUCAGGUGGUGGAUAUUCAGGCAGUGAUGGUUACGGCAAUGGAGCUGCCAGUGGUGGUUAUGCUAACAACUUGAGCAGCGGAUACAACAGCAAUGGAAGGUACAAUACCAUUGGCAGUUCUGAUGGAAACACUGGUGGGUACAAUUCGUCUCCCAACCCGUAUGGUGUAGGCAACUACAAUACUGGAGGUUCGAGUUCCAGUGGUGGAACCUUAGGAGAGUUUGGUGGUGGAGGUUUUGGUGGCAACAACUUUGCUGGAAAUGUUACCGGGGGGUUUUCUGGCGGUGGGGCAAGCUAUGGAGCUAACAAGCCGCAAUACAAUGGCGACGACGACCUGCUGGGCGAAGGUUUCUUCGACAAGGAAGUGGCAGAGUAAAUGAGGGAGCGGCGUACUCGCACCUCUCGCACGGUGCUGCGGAUCAUUUUUUUCCCCCAAACUGCAUCAGAUCGGUCGUGCUAAAUGGAGCAAAUAGAACUUUGCCUGAGCUCAUUAGGAUAUAGAACAUAAUCCUUUGUUCUUUUUUAUUCUGUUUCAGACAAGGCACGUAUGUUAUUUUAUCCACUCAGCUAGCGUAGCUUUACUACAACUAUAUUGUGAGAAGAAAAAGUUGUUAUAUCAACUAUAUUGUGAGAAGAAAGAGUGGUUAUAUCUUCUCAACAAGAAAUGAUGAUAGUUCAGGUGCUAAUUUUCUUA
This is a messenger RNA of Zea mays, 1522 nucleotides long. RefSeq names its product Glycine-rich RNA-binding protein 3 mitochondrial. Gene Ontology annotation, molecular function: RNA binding. The record is from RefSeq and is a predicted model, not a curated record. The transcript has 5 exons. NCBI's taxonomy places the organism in Eukaryota, Viridiplantae, Streptophyta, Magnoliopsida, Poales, Poaceae. The coding region runs from base 278 to 1204 and encodes 308 amino acids.